Messenger RNA from Archocentrus centrarchus (flier cichlid), 489 nucleotides. Its product is annotated as sericin-1-like. NCBI's taxonomy places the organism in Eukaryota, Metazoa, Chordata, Actinopteri, Cichliformes, Cichlidae. The annotation marks the transcript as partial. The transcript has a single exon. The record is from RefSeq and is a predicted model, not a curated record.
UCUGGUGCUGGUUCUUGUUCUGGUGCCGGUUCUUCUAGUGCCAGUCCUUCUGGUUCUGGUGCUGGUUCUUGUUCUGGUGCCGGUUCUUCUAGUGCCAGUCCUUCUGGUUCUGGUGCUGGUUCUUCUUCUGGUUUCAGUCCUUCUGGUUCUGGUGCCAGUUCCCCUUCUGGUUCCUCUGGUGCCGGUUCCUCUUCUGGUGCCGGUUCUUCUUCUGGUUCCAGUCCUUCUGGUUCUGGUGCCGGUUCCCCUUCUGGUUCCUCUUCUUCUGGUGCCGGUUCCCCCUCUGGUUCCUCUGGUGCCGGUUCCCCCUUUGGUGCCGGUUCCCCCUUUGGUUCUUCUGGUGCCGGUUCCUCUUCUGGUGCCGGUUCUUCUUCUGGUUCCAGUCCUUCUGGUUCUGGUGCCGGUUCCCCUUCUGGUUCCUCUUCUUCUGGUGCCGGUUCCCCUUCUGGUUCCUCUGGUGCCGGUUCCCCCUCUGGUUCCUCUGGUGCC